Messenger RNA from Phaedon cochleariae (mustard beetle), 1570 nucleotides. The record is from the annotation of a GenBank genome assembly. Lineage: Eukaryota; Metazoa; Arthropoda; Insecta; Coleoptera; Chrysomelidae.
CGAAGUGCGAUGAACAAAAAUAAGAAAACAAUUCAACUUUUGCAGCACAGCAGCUGAUUGGCCAAUUCACACUAUUUAGGUCAUUACUCAUUUGUCCCAAUCAGCUGAUAUCUGUCAAUGGUUUCUGGUCAUUCUGGUUUAUUUAUGUAUGUAUGCUGGUUUUAUGUCACUGUUGUGUGUGUUGAUGUUGAUCCUGUUUUUCAAAAUUAGGCUAAAAAUUAAAAUUAUGUAAAAUUUCCUUGCCUUUCUGAAGUCAUCAUGAUUUUACGGAUGAAAAUCAAUUACUGAAUAUGGUAUGGAAAAUUUGAUUAUGAAAUUGAGCCCAGUUUCUGGUUGAAAAUAUUUAUGCUCUCUGGUGUAUUUUACAUUUAAAAAAAAGUUGAUAUAUUGAGGCACAUAAUGGAUAGAGGGGCAUACGAGAAACUGAGCAUAAGAGAAUCUGCAUCAUCCCUAAAAAAAUAUGGAAGUACCAGCAAACACUUAACUAGAAAUGAAAAUUAUAUCAAACACUUUGUAUCUAAUGCUGAUACAUUGCAAGGAAUAUCACUAAAGUAUAAUGUAACAAUUGAACAAAUUCGUAGAGCAAAUAAAUUGUGGGCUUCUGACAGCCUGUUCCUAAAAGAGUUCCUCCUAAUUCCCAGUACUGAAAAAACUGAACCAAGUAAAAAUGAAAAACCAGGGACUACUUCUGAAGUAAUGUCACCUACCACUUCUAGUUUUGAUGAUGAUAAUGAUAAUAUAGAUGAUUAUCUGAGUAAAAUUGAUGCUGCUAUUGCAUCAACAAAAGAGGAUAUCAGGAAAACUACAAAGAAAAGCGAGUUUGCAGUAAAUUCAGAUUUUACUGGAGAUCGUCGCCAACCUGCUAUUUCAAGAAUGAAACAGAAGGUGAACAAUAAUAUCUCAACAGAUCAUCAUUUACCACACACAGUUGUAGUGCAGCAAGGUAAAAAAAUCCGUACUUCUCUGCACCUCCAUGAACAACAACAAGAAGAAUUAUUUGAGUUGUAGCAGCCUAACUGAAUUUGUUUUUUGUUAAGUAUAAGAUGUUGAUUAUUUAAAUUACCUACAGCAGCUGUGGGUGCCCAAAGAAAUGCAACUAGGCUUCAAAUUAUUGGGACUUUGAUGAAUAUUAAUAAUCAUAGUUAUGUUCCAACUCAACUAUUCAACUAUUGAUUAUUAUGACUGAAAUUUGUGCAAAUGCUAAAAAACAGUGAGUAUUAGCUAUUUGAAUUGUGUUUAUAUGGUAUGAACUUGCUUUUGAUAAGUUGUAAUUGAAAUGCUGUUUACUCAUAUAAUUUAGUUGGAUUCAUGAAUUCAGCAUAACAGUGAUUUCCUUCCCUUAUUCUUUCUUUUUUAAGACAUUUCAUUUAAUGAGACAUUAGAGGUACCUACACAAGCAUAUAUAUUAUAAUGUUAUAAUCUGUUAUGUAUUUGUAUGUAAAUUAUAUGAGUAUGAUCUGUAUAUAUAUAGAUAUAUCAGGAUCAGGUAGGUGCAUAUGUCAUAUUUAUAUAUGGAGAUUUUUGUAAAAAUAAGAAUAUGAGAUUAACAAAUUAUAUUGAAAUACAUAGU